This is a messenger RNA of Drosophila arizonae, 1355 nucleotides long. RefSeq lists its product as uncharacterized. Lineage: Eukaryota; Metazoa; Arthropoda; Insecta; Diptera; Drosophilidae. The record is from RefSeq and is a predicted model, not a curated record.
UUGUAUUUGAUGUGUUUAUUUAUGAUGGCGAACGAUCCGUUGAUUGCGCUUAUAUCUGAGCAUAUACAGAUUUGCAUGCUGCCCAGCCUGAAAGUAGAUCUGGAUGAAGUUCAGACUCUGCCGACGCACUUUAAGGACUAUCAUUCCAUGCUCGAACAAGAACUGCCCAAGUUAUACGAUUUACUACACAAAAACGAAGUUGUCUUAUUACAUGAUCUUCCAUACCAAGAGAUUCGAGCCAAACUUGUUUUGCUGCUCUGUGAGCUUACCGCGUCGCCGACGAUCUACAGACUUAAUAGCGGUCAAGAACCAUUGCUGCAGAAUGCGAAUCAAUUGCUUAGAAAACUGGCUUCCAAUUGCAAUAAAGCUGAGGAAAAUUUUAUUUUCAAAUACUAUGAGGAAAAGCUGCAUAAGGACUGCUGGAAGCGUCAGCUGGGCGCGGUGCAUGGCUACGUUCGAUACUUGGAGCAUCGACACUUAAGCGACGUCAAGAUGUCCAUGCGAAUGCUUGCUUUCAGCUUAGCUGUGGGCCUCAAUGUGCGCGAGAGCUUUCAGCCGGAAUACAAACAGCUGGGCGUGCGCAUAUUUACACUGAUGUUAAGGCAUGGACGCCCUGAUGAUAUUCAGCAACUGAAUGUGCAUAGCGUUAUUUACGAUAAUGUAUUCAGGGAUGUCCAGAGCAUGGAAACACUUAGCGGAACAAUCUGCAAUUGGGAUUGCCUCUUACUGUGCUUGGAUCAUUUCAUGAAUGUGGAUGUUUUUAUGUGGAAUCAUUGCGAUGACAUGCUCGAGCGACUAAUCCAAAAUAUUUCACUGACCUCUAGCACAGAAAUGUCUGUUUCCCUAAUGCAUUUCAUAACAAAGCUUGGCUACUAUUUUGCCAUCAAUAAGAACGAAGUCACAGCAGUUUUAUCCACUGACCUAACGAACUCAAAUCAACUGACUGAAUGCCUGCAGGUGUGUGCCUCCCUGAAUGUCUGCACCAAUUAUCGAUGGGCAAAGAGUGUACUGCAAAUGCUUGUGCUGGAGUCUGAAAAGCUGUUGCGAAGCGUAGAUGCGGCUACCAAGCUGCUGGUCGAGAUGCAGCGCUGUUUUCUGGUGUUUGUGCUGCCUAUUCCUCUCCAGGCCUUGCACGCCCAUUUGCAAGAGUUUUAUGCCAAGUUUGUUGCUGUGCUUCUAGAAGGCGUCACCGUCCAUCAAGGCAAUAAACAAGUCCAAACGCUAACGCAGCUGUUUAUACAAAUUUUCAUUUAUCAACUGAAAAACGGUUCCACAGAUGAUCGAACUCCGUGUAAUCUAAAGAACUACCUGACUGCGCUGGAGAAUUUAUCGCUGAUUAUUGUUAAAUAAACAUG